Messenger RNA from Vespula pensylvanica (western yellowjacket), 4909 nucleotides. Its product is annotated as lateral signaling target protein 2 homolog. Gene Ontology annotation, molecular function: metal ion binding. Bases 622 to 4356 code for a protein of 1244 amino acids. NCBI's taxonomy places the organism in Eukaryota, Metazoa, Arthropoda, Insecta, Hymenoptera, Vespidae. The transcript has 6 exons. Gene Ontology annotation, cellular component: early endosome membrane. The record is from RefSeq and is a predicted model, not a curated record.
UGAAAACGCAAGCAGAUGUCGCUGAUGACGGCAGAGGUGGCGCUAUUGUCAGCGCAUGCGCAGCGAACCAGUUGCGUAGUUGCGUUUCGUGUUUCCGCGGUCAGUCAUCAUCGGUCUCAUGGACGUGCGAUUACUCUUUUCGGAUAUGUGAGUGUUUCUCGUGCGCAAGGCGAAGAGGAGGAGGUGAGAGAGAGAGAGAGAGAGAGAGACAGAGCGAGAAAGAAAGAAAGAAAGAAAGAAAGAAAGAGAGUGAGUGAGUGAAAGAUCGUUCGAUGGUUGUUCGGCCGUUCGAAGUAUCGCGAAAGGAAGGCUCCUCGUAUUUCUGCAUCUGUUCGUCGUAUCUACCUCGUAGCAGUUAAUAGCAGCAGUAGUAACAGCAGUAACAGCAGUAACAGCAACAGCAGCAGUAGUAGCAGUAGUAGCAACAGCGACCUUCGUGCCAGCUGAAAAGAGAAAAAUUUGGCUAUGCUCGCUGUGGAGAUUGACUUGAAAUCAGGAUACGCACCGACUACAACGACGACGGUGACGACGAAGAAGACGAGGAGGACGACGACGACGACGACGACGACGACGACGAUUCGUCCGUGAUAACGGCAGACAUUGUCGCGAUUUCGAUGCGCGAUGGAGUCCAUAAGAAAGUGGUUUUACAGGCCUAAGAGAGACGAUACCAGUUUAUUGGCUCAGUUCUUUUACGCCGAUGAAUCCCUAAACGCAAUUGCCUGUGAGCUGGAUUCUUUCGAUGGACGUCAGGAGCCGGAAAGAUGUACCACUUUGGUGAAUCAGCUGCGACAUUGUCAGGACAAGGUCUUGACGAUAUGUAAUCAGAUUAUGGACGAUCUGAUACCAGACAGUAGAGCUAAUCGGGACUUUAGAGUAAAAUUCCCGGAUGACGUGAUGCAGGAAAAUCUAGCUGGGCAACUGUGGUUCGGUGCUGAAUGUUUGGCUGCUGGAUCGUCUAUCAUGAACAGAGAAUCUGAGAGCUCUGCUAUGAGGCCGUUAGCAACGGCACUCACGAAAUCGUUGGAGAUCGUGAGAAAUUUGCUUAGAGAGCAUGCGUUGAAAGGCCACAUGAAUUUAAAGUAUCUUUCUCAAACUCAAAAUCCUUUGGAACCAUCUUUAGAGAAGCUGAUCGAAUCGUUAAAGAUUUUCGAUCGGCUCUUCGCUGACUUUGAGCUUUGUUACGUUGGCGCUAUGGUACCGGUCAAGUCCACGAAGGAAUACGAGCAGCAGGAGCUCGUUUGCGUUUUAUUUUCCGAGACUUUGCAAAGAGCCCUCGAACGAGGUUUGCUGAGUCAAGCAGACGUGGAUAAUUACGAACCUGCUUUGAUGUUCACUAUACCACGUUUGGCCAUUGUAUCCGGCUUGUUGGCCCCACCUGGAGGUCCCUUGUGCCUGAAUUCUCCUGAUACUAUCAGCGAAAUGUUCAGGCCAUUCAGGACUCUUCUCUUGAAGAUAAGAGAACUACUUUGGACUCUGAACAAUCGUGAACUUUAUAUGCUGGAGAAGUUAUUGUGCUCGAACGAAGAACCCUCGGGUCCUAUCAGCCAGUCGACAAAAUCCACGUGUCAGGACUUACCCGAUCUCGAGGAAUUCGUUCACAAUUUUUAUACCGGUUAUCCUAAUUGUAAAGACUUCAUUGUAGAUUUCUAUACCGUAACGAGAAACACAGGGAAUAAUAUGGACGAGGUGGCGAACGACGCGGUCCAAGCGUUGGACGACGAGAACAAAGAAAGAUCGGCGGAAAGGAGAUCGAAGAAGGAUCGCGAGAGGAAUCAGAGAGAGACGAGAAGUAACGAGGAAAAUGGGCCCAAGGACUUAAAUAACAUAUCCAUAGAAGGAUGUGAUAACGUUGUAGUUCGUAACGAUAAUAACGUGAAGGUACAGGAUAAUAGUGAGAGGGAAAGUGUUCGAGAAGACGUGCGUUGUGACAUAGUACAAAGUAAUAGUUCGAAAGAGAAAAAGCAACAGGCGUGUAAUCGCGAUUCUUGUCCCGUAAAGCAGGUAUCGAGCGAGAACGGUAAUAAAGAAGAAAUUCAGAAUGUCAGGGAGGAAGGUGUAGUAGUAGUCGAGGACGGUAUUUUUAGUACCGUGGAAAGUACGAGCGAGAUCAAUAGGCAGGAGGAAAACUUCCUCACUCCUGACAUUUCUCAAAUGCUCGCUGACUCGGAAAACGUAGAGAUUCUUCAAAGUCAGUACCUACUCAAUCAGGUCUCUCACGAGAACAAUGUAACGGGUGAAACCGUGCAUAUUCAAAAUUCUCUGCCGGAUCUGGACUCGAAGAAACUCAUCUCCGAGGCAAACAAGACUCUCUCGAAUCUUUUGUUGGACGGUGAAUGUCAGAACGAGAUCUCCGAGCAAACGGAUUCGGGAAUAUGCACGGUCAUAUCCUCGGAGAACACGAGCUUGUACGAUAAAAGUCCCGAGGAGAAGAAAACUUUCGCCAAUGAGAUUCAGGAGGACGAGCGUGCUUUAGAAGACGACACGCAGGAGAAUAACAGCUACUCCUGCUCGAACAUAAGCUCGCCGAAAAGAAAGAAUUCGAACAUGUCCGAAAGUUCUUGCGUGUGCGGUAUAAGAGCUUCGAAAACCAUCACGCCUUUGGAUCAUCCGAUAGACGUGACUCCUUUGAGUUCGGGAAACAACGAUUCUAGUAAAAACAUUCCAAGGAUUUCGUCAAAUUUCGAUGGCACCAACGAGGAGUUCGUUGGUUUGGCUUAUGGUAAUGGGCACCUGCCGCUCUGCGACUCCAAUCAGACCAGCUUUCAAUUGAAUUAUUCCGAAAAUUGGGAGAAUCUCAAUUUGAAUAUAGACGCGUCGACCUCGAGGAAGGAAUUCUGGAGCGAUCUCAAGUGCGAGAACUGCCCGUCUACGUCACAGAAUAUCGAAAAAAUGGGAAAUAAGAUAGAGAGAUACGCGCAGGAAAAGGUCGUUGCUAGGAAAGUCCGAGAGGACAAUAAGCAAAGACGACGUCAUCAGCGGAAGCACGACAAAGGCCUUCACAAAUGUCAGCAGGUUACAAGAAGUAAUCACUGUGUUCAGUCGACCCCGAGCACUGAAAGUUCAAGGUCAAACUCGAUAGACAGGUGUUUGAAUCCACGAUUGACCAACUUCGGUGCGAGCUUGCAUCCGAGCCAAAACACGAGACAGAUGCCAAACUUCGGUAGUCACAGUCCGCACGCGAGUCCAAGGCUUCAACAUUUCGAGUCGCGUGACAGCUCGAGACAACGAAAUUAUAACUUAUCGAAGUCGACGAGAAAUUGUUCGCCACAGAGUAGAAAGCUUUUGGAUCACAGAAGAUCUAGGUCCGAGCAGAUAGCUCGUAUGAAGCGAAAGGACUUUGAGAAACGUGACAGGUAUGAAAGACUGAGUUAUCGAUCCGAACAAACCAAGAGGAAACUUGGAAAUAGGAGUCCUAACGACCUGUUGAACGACGGUUUAGGGCCUAGAACGGACAAGAGCGGUCUGGUGACGGAAACGAUAUCUCCCGUUACGUCACCAAAUACAUGUUAUAGGCUCGAGAAUACAAGAGACAAUAAUUUACAAAGGCCUCCACGUACCACGAGACUGGUGAAUCCUUCAGCGGUCACAGGAACGCAAUCUUUCAAUUCGGAACAGUCGCAGAAAACAACGGAGGCCGUUGGUUCGAGUUCUAGUUGUUCAAGCUGUUGCGACUCCAGUUCGGAAACUAGCGAGUUUCAAAGCGAUUGUCAGGACGACGAGGAGAUAGCUUUAGCGAUGCAAGCUGCUGAGAUCGCGAAUAGAAAUCAGAUUAGAGCGAAAUUUAGGUCCUCGGAAGAUCUCGUCCAUCGCUUGUUCGUCUGUAUAGCCGGCGUAGCCGAUCAACUACAAACAAACUUUGCUUCGGACCUUCGGAAUAUCCUGAAGUGCGUCUUUCUUAUGAAUAGUAGUCAAACGGUAGAGGACGAAGAGCCAAAGCAAGAAUGUUUGGUGUCGGCCAGUAGUCAGCCAGCUGUCGUUACGAAUCACACGUUAGGCACGAGUAGCAAUCACGAUCGGCAGAACUCGUUGCAGGAGUACGAGGACGAAGAGGAGAACGCUCCUGCGAACGAACAAACUUCCCCGGCAAUGGAACGCGGCGAGGAAUGCGUCGAAAGAGCACCUGCGUGGGUGCCAGACAACGAUGCACCUAGGUGCAUGGCUUGUCAAGCAGGAUUUACUGUCGUACGGCGUAGACAUCAUUGUAGAAACUGUGGUAAAGUGUUUUGCGGUCGUUGUAGCAGCAACAAUGUUCCUUUACCACGUUACGGGCAUACCAAGCCUGUCAGAGUCUGCAAUAGAUGUUUCCUUUACCAGGUGACGCCGUUUACCGUUUCUCAAGUCACACCCACCAGUUGAAUAGAUUACAUCUCUAACGAUUUUCGAAUUUAAUUAUCGAUCGUAAUAAAUUUUACGCUUUUCUUAUAGGACACGACAAACGUAUUUCAAAACGACAAAUUAUUGCUUCUUCGUUUGUUCUUUUUAUUUUCAACUUUUCUGGGAACAGUUUAUAUAUUUUUGUUUGUUUGUCUGUCUGUCUGUUUGUUUGUUUGUUUCUUUCUUUCUUUUUUUCUUCUUCUUUUUUUUUUACUUUUUAUUUUUUACCGUGUCAACGACGUAUUCCGCGAACGUUCAUGUCAAACGUGUUAAUGAGUCUGGUAAUUUCGUGUCUCCGAUCUUUGAGAUUAAUCGACGGUUUUAAGAAUAACAUUCUAUGAAAAAUGUUUGCUUCUCUACGUACAUAUGUCGAUCGAUCGAUCGAAGUCGGAGAACUGAGUUAUUACUAGAUAUGCUAUUAACGUAUAUAUGCUCAAAUCGUACAGUCGAUAAUGGCGCAAAUUCCAUUAAUACCUCUCAUUAAUAAUAGUAAGAAUAUAUAAUAAUAAUAAUCGCCUUUAUAUCUUUCAAUCGA